This is a messenger RNA of Calidris pugnax (ruff), 4450 nucleotides long. RefSeq names its product monoacylglycerol O-acyltransferase 1 (gene MOGAT1). The transcript is spliced from 6 exons. The record is from RefSeq and is a predicted model, not a curated record. NCBI's taxonomy places the organism in Eukaryota, Metazoa, Chordata, Aves, Charadriiformes, Scolopacidae. The coding region runs from base 32 to 1036 and encodes 334 amino acids. Gene Ontology annotation, molecular function: diacylglycerol O-acyltransferase activity. Gene Ontology annotation, cellular component: endoplasmic reticulum membrane. Gene Ontology annotation, biological process: triglyceride biosynthetic process; diacylglycerol biosynthetic process.
CGUCUCCCUGCGCUGCUCUCCCGCCGUCAGCAUGAAGGUCGAGUUUGCCCCCAUCAACGUCCCGCUGAAGAGGAGGUUCCAGACGGUCGCUGUGCUGCAGUGGAUCUUCUCCUUCCUCCUGCUGGCGGAGGUUUGCUGUGGAUUCUUCGUGAUCCUGAUCCUGGGCAACUUCUGGUUCCUUGCUGUUCUGUACCUGCUGUGGCUCUACGUCGACUGGGACACGCCAUGCACAGGGGGCAGGCGGUACCAGUGGGUCAGAAGCUGGACUGUUUGGAAGUAUUUUAGGGAAUACUUUCCCAUUCAUCUUAUAAAAACUUCAGAUCUGAGUCCAAAACACAACUACUUACUUGGCUUUCACCCCCAUGGGGUCCUCGUAGCUGGAGCCUUUGGAAACUUUUGUACUGGUUCAGGUUUCAAAAACUUAUUUCCUGGGCUUACUCCAUAUCUUCAUAUCAUGCCCAUCUGGUUCGGCUGUCCCUUCUUCAGAGAAUACAUAAUGAGUGCUGGAAUGGUUUCUGCAUCCAAGGAGAGUGUCUCGUACGUGCUGAAUAACAAAGGAGGUGGCCACGCGUCCAUCAUUGUGAUCGGAGGAGCAGAGGAAUCCCUGAAUGCACAUCCUGGAAGCUUAACUUUGAACAUCCUCAACAGGAAGGGCUUUAUUAAAAUGGCCUUGAAACAUGGGGCUCAUCUGGUCCCGGUGUUCUCCUUUGGUGAAAAUGAACUAUUCAAGCAAGUUGCAAACCCCAAAGGUUCCCGGCUCAGAAACAUACAGGAGAAAUUGCAAAAGAUAAUGGGCUUUGCCUUACCGCUCUUCCAUGCUAGAGGAGUAUUUCAAUACAGUUUUGGCUUAAUACCUUACAGGCAACCUAUUCAUACUGUCGUGGGAAGCCCCAUCCCUGUAAAACAGAACUUGAACCCCACCACUGAAGAGAUUGAACAGCUACAUGCAUUAUACCUACAGAAACUAAGAAAACUAUUUGAAGACCACAAAAGAAAUUAUGGGAUCCCUGAGCAUAAAUCUCUCAUCUUCGAGUAGCAAAUUAUUUGUAAUUCCAAAUCUUGUGGAAAAAAACCAGUGUAUGCUGAAAGAUGUCUUUCUUGCAAUCAGUAUUUUGCAAUCUGUAAUCAUCCUUGUGUAAGGAAUAAUUUUAAGAAGGGAUUAUUAGAUGAUUUAUUGAUUUUUAUCUUACUCUUGGGGGAAAAAAAAAAUUCCUUAGGGUGUGAGCCUCAAAGCUGUGAGCUGUUUUGAGUUGUCCUUUUAGGUUCAUCCAUACCAGAAAUGCUAGUGAGAAAUUCAACACGCAUGUUCUUACCACCGUGGUACCAAGCCAUAGCUUGAGCAGGGGAAAUUGCCCUGGCAUGAGAUCAUGAACAGGAAAAGUUAAAAAACGAGAAAUCAGUGAUGAGAAGUUGAGAGACUUAAAGGCAGGUAUUAAACAUGACAUCAGGUUGUUCUCUGAAUAUCAGAAAACCCUGCUGCUCUUCCACAGAAAUGAAGGUGUGUGUUUUCAGAUAAGUCGUUUACAUAUAAAUUCAAGAAUAAAUAGGAGCUUUCUGCCCUAAAUAACAAACCCUCUGUUUGGAGGAAGAACAGCAUGUGAAGUUUUCUGUGUGCAUGUAUAGGCUGGGUGGUGGGAAGCACUGAAUGAUGUGACUUUUUUGGACAACCUGUGCUUUGGAGUGUCAGUUUGGAAGAUGAAGUGGCUUUGUUGGGUAGUUCCAGCCUCAGAGGGGGUGGCAGGCAGAGGACAGGAGAAGCUUACCGGGGAAGCUGGUGGGGGAAUCAGGUGAACUUUACAUCCUGUGCAAAUUAAAAAUGAUCAUACACCGAGCACUUUCACAGAAGGAAGAGGAGCCCAGUCUGUUCAGUCCAGUUCUGAAACUUCACCAAGAAAAGCAUAUUUGAUAUCUGGUGCCUGUCUGCUGGUAGGUGUGGGGAUGUAUGUGGCAAGCUGUGCCGCAGUGUGACACGGCUGUGCUUGCCAAGGUGGCAUCAGCACAGCUCUGGGGUGCAGCAGGUUCAGAGGGUGCUUUGUGUUCAAACCAAGUGCCUACGUUGGAGAAGGUGUAGCCUCUUCUCCAGUUAAAAUACUUAAAUCUCUGAGAUGAUGGUGUGUGUGAAGAGGAUGGUAGUAUAUUACUGCUUUUUUUUUUUUUUACAAGAUAAAUUCUUGUAUUUGUAAACACUUUGUAUCUCCACAAAGACUUUGUAGAUCUGGUUUUAUUGAAAAGUGAUUGAUAUGCCUCAAGCAAUUCUGGUGCCUGAAUAUUCCAUCAGUUACAUGCUCUGACAGGACAUGUGCAGGCUGGUAGGGCAGGCUGGGUUAACCACAGCUGGGUCAGUUUGGCACUGGUGUGCCCUGGGGACAGCAGUGCUGGUUCCACAGGGGCACUGGACACACCAUGUGCUUGCUGGGCUGCAGCUUCCUCAGAAAGAAUGCAGCUGGAGUUUUGGGGAAAAGUUAAAACUCUGGAAAGAAAAGGUCUUUGCGAGAUAAAGAUCCUUUAAAAAAAUGGAUGGAUAUAUCUUGACUCCUGAGAAGUGGACCCCUAACAAACCAAAGCCCCAAAGCUGAGUAAAGAUUUGCCAGACAGAGCGGAUGUACCUCCAACAGCAGGUUGGUUUCCUUGGGAGGGCUGUUCCUUCCAGUGCCUGUCUGUCAUUCAGAGGUGACCAGCACUGAGCAGUGAAUCCUGCUCUCACUUUCUCUAGGAUGCAGAUGUCUUUCUAAGAGCCAUGGCUAGAAUUCAUGGUGCCUGAAGAAGUAGCCCCCUGUUCCCUGACAGGCUGCUGUCAAUGUGCCCACAAUUCACCUCUGCUCUGCUUGAACUUUGUCAGCUCUACCUGUGCUUGCCCUCCCUUCCCAUGCUUUUGCUGCCUGAUGGCUACUGUGGUGUAGACAUCUUACUUCUGUGCUCUCUGUCCUUCUUUCCCUGGGUUAAGAUCUCUGAAGGACAAGGUGUGCAUUCAAAAUAUUGAGUGGUGGCUUAUUGUUCAGCAGAAAUGGGUUUUAGGAGCAGGGCUUGUGAAGAAGAAUGACUGUAACUGUGCGUGUUUAACGUGAGUUUAAGAUCAGGAUUGUUUCAGCUCUUGGGAAGGCAUUCAUCUAGGGAGGUCAAACAUAGCAGGUUUGAUACCUGGGAAGAGGUCUCUAGGGUCCUGAGGACUGCAGUAAGUGAUGAGCCCUGAGUAGUCAUUUUUGUUUAUCCAGCUGUGUGAAAUUUCCUUCGAAUUUGUUAUUUUGCUGCCUGCCCUGGUGAGUAGCGCUGAUUAGUCAUGAAAGAAUUUGGAGUCUGUCAGACCGUUCUCUCCUAGAUCACCUGCUCUAAUGAGAUACUUCCUCUCAUUCUCAGCCUGCUCUUUACCUAUUACUGUAAUGAUAUAGGACCUCAGGAUGUAAAUUUAAAAGCAUUAGCAUUGGGUUGAGGAUAGGAAGUAACAAUGAAUUUUUGUUCAUCAAAUUAGCCAAAACUUCUAGGGAACAUGUGGAUAUUGAUUCUGGGGCAGCAUCUGGUCCAGAGGGUACCCAACAAACAGGCUUGUCUCUGAAUUCCAUGAGAAAAUUAUUUUUGGGCUCUGAAUACCAUCCAUAAGUGACACAGGCAGAACAAGAAGGGAUUGUGUUGCUCUGACUACUGACAUUUUCGUUGCUUUGUAAACAGGAAGAUGGGGGGAAAAAAAGAAAAUAAAAUUUCCAAGUACUUAAAUACUUAUUGUUGCUCAGUAAGUUCUGCAUGUUGCUUAUGAUGGUCAUUCUGAACUGCCUUUCGUUAACAAAUAGUGUAUCUGGGAGUGUUUUAAAAUAGAAUAUCAGUCUCCAAACUUGGUAGGCGUGGUGUCAUCUGACAUAUUUACCUCUGUGUUAGAAUGUCAAUUUGUAAAACAGCCCUGAAGCAGACCAGUUGUGGCUAGUGCAGGCACAGUCUGACCAUUGCUGCAGCCAGGAGGAGGCUUCCCACGUUCGUUAGAGUAACGACGCAGCCUUCAGCCAUGGUCCCUGCCUGGCAAAGCAGGAGCAAGCAGCUGGUAGGAAUGGUGACCCCUGCCUCCACCAGCAGUGGUGAGGAGAGCCAGGUAGUGCUCAGGCUUCUGGUGGGAUGUCCAUGCUUACUGGGGUGCUUUGUGGUGUGUUUCUCUUCGUGCCUUUUAACAACACGGGGAGUCCCCGGGAUGCUGGUCAUCUGUCCACAAGGUGUAGAUGCUCCAGGCUCUCUGCCAGGCAAACACCACCUCUUGGUGUGCUGGAGCUGCUGGUGCCUGCCUCUUCCCCUGUGGGUGAAUGUCUCUCUGCCAAAUUCUGUUUACAAGAAACUCUUUACACAUCAGUCCUCAAGAAUUGUUCCCUUGUGAACUAUAAAGCACAUGUUACACUUUGUAACUUUUUAUGGUACCUGUAAAAUAUGAAUGUCAGUUGUUUCAAUGAUGGCUGUGGCAAGGAGGUGUGAGAUA